Stegostoma tigrinum is the source of this 3989-nucleotide messenger RNA. RefSeq names its product sodium-coupled monocarboxylate transporter 1. The coding region runs from base 314 to 2161 and encodes 615 amino acids. Gene Ontology annotation, molecular function: organic acid:sodium symporter activity. Lineage: Eukaryota; Metazoa; Chordata; Chondrichthyes; Orectolobiformes; Stegostomatidae. Gene Ontology annotation, cellular component: membrane. The record is from RefSeq and is a predicted model, not a curated record. The transcript has 15 exons. Gene Ontology annotation, biological process: propanoate transmembrane transport; sodium ion transport.
GAGAGGCCAAGAACCAAGGCGUGGAAACGAGCUUUCUGUGUCUCUUUGUCUUUGUUGCAAUUUGCACUUGCUCGCAAACAACCAAUACCUGUUACUAAGUCCCUUCACUGUCUCGGACUUCCAUGGAUGGUCAGAAUGUUUUGACAAAUUACUCUUUUUGGCAAUUUUGUUCUUUUGUUCCCAAACACAUUUUUCAGAAGAACAUGGGUUUUGUUUUAUGAACUUGAGUUGAUAUAGUUUGUUUUCAAAUAUUUUCUUCAAACAACUUACAAUUCUUUGAAGAGUAUAACUCCCACUUUGAAUUUAUUUGGAAAUGUCUACUCCUCGGACAACCGUGGCUGAGUUCACAGUGUGGGAUUAUGUGGUAUUUGUCAUCAUGCUGCUUAUUUCUGCAUCAAUUGGAGUCUAUCAUGCAAUUAAAGCUAGAGGCCAGCAAUCGAACAGCCAGUUUUUGCUUGGAGACAGACAACUGAGGGCAUUGCCUGUGGCUAUGUCCCUUACUGCCAGCUUUAUGUCUGCAGUGACAGUGAUUGGAACACCGGCAGAGGUUUACCGUUUUGGGGCCAUGUUCUUGAUUUUCUGCAUUAGCUAUGCCAUAGUGACCAUCGUCAGUGCUGAAUUCUUCCUGCCUGUAUUCUACAGACUCAACAUCACCAGCACUUAUGAGUAUUUGAAUAUGAGGUUCAACAAACUAGCUCGGUACAUUGGGACCAUUUUCUACAUUACUCAAACAGUGCUGUACACUGGGAUUGUCAUUUAUGCUCCUGCAUUAGCGUUGAAUCAAGUAACUGGACUUGACCUCUGGGGCGUUCUGGUUGCAACUGGUCUUGUCUGCACCUUUUACUGUACUCUGGGUGGUCUGAAAGCUGUGGUUUGGACUGACGUAUUCCAAAUGGGGAUUAUGAUCUCUGGGUUUUUGGCAGUGAUAAUCCGAGGUGUUGUAAUACAAGGAAGUUUUGAACGCAUCUGGAAUAUUUCAUAUCACGGAGGAAGACUCAACUUCUGGGACUUUGAUCCAAACCCAUUAAGACGUCACACCUUCUGGACAAUUGUGGUUGGUGGAAGUUUUAUGUGGACAGCUAUUUAUGGCAUCAAUCAGUCUCAGGUUCAGCGGUACAUCGCAUGUAAAAACAAGUUUGAGGCUAAACUAUCUCUCUACCUCAACAUGGUUGGCCUAUGGAUAACAGCCUUCUGUGCGGUGUUUACUGGGCUCACUACUUAUUCUAUUUAUCAUGAAUGUGACCCCCUGACUGAGAAGAAAAUCAAGGCAUCAGACCAGUUGCUCCCAUACCUAGUGAUGGAUAUUAUGAGGGAUUACCCUGGCGUUCCAGGACUCUUUGUGGCAGCCGCAUACAGUGGGACUUUGAGUACGGUUUCCUCUAGCAUCAAUGCUUUGGCUGCUGUCACAGUGGAGGAUGUCAUCAAACCAUAUACCAGUUUAUCGGAGCAGAAACUUGCUUGGGUCACAAAGGGACUCAGUUUAAUGUAUGGAGUCAUCUGCAUUGGAAUGGCUGCAUUGUCCUCUCUGAUGGGAAGCGUACUACAGGCUGCCCUCACUAUAUUUGGGAUUGUUGGCGGUCCAUUGCUUGGUUUGUUCCUGCUGGGCAUGAUAAUGCCUUGUGCUAAUUCAGUUGGUGCACUGUCUGGCCUUGCCAUCAGUUUCCUACUAACAAUGUGGAUGGGAAUCGGUGGGCAAGUUUAUCAGCCACUACCUGAUCAAACCCGACCGUUACCCCUCAGCACAGCGGGAUGUUUCUUCAACAUCACUGACACUCCAGAACCAGUGACAGGAAGCCCCUGGACAACAAUAAACCAAGAUACAGAGGUGACUUCCAGGCCAGUAAUUGCAGACACUUUGUAUUCAAUCUCGUAUCUUUACUUGAGCCCAAUAGGAACUAUGCUUGUUUUGAUCCUUGGUCUCAUUAUCAGUUUGCUCACAGGAGGGAUGAAGAACACAGUGGACAAGAAGCUCCUGGUCACAUACAGCGAUAUGCUAUGCUUCAGUUACCUUGCCAACAAAUGUAUUCGCUCAGAGAAUACGAUUGCUAAUGAGGAGCUGGAAGGAAUAGCUGACACAGGAAAGGUCAACCCCACAUUCAGUGACCAGGAGCUCAAUAAUUCUGAGAAGCAGAAUCAUAUUGUAUCUGCAACACAUUUAUAGUUGGCAUGUGGGCUUCCUCUGACAAAAGGGCAGUGAACAAUUUAUCAGGCUUUGGUGAUGUCUAACAUGUCUGCAUAAAAUUGCUCUGUCCAUUACUCCGAAGAUCAUUGGCCUAUAUAUAAUUCAGACCUCUUCCCUCCCCUUCCAGUACUACUUUUACCAAAAUGCAGUGUAAACGGACUUAUUUUUUUCAUUGCACUUCCAGUCAAAUCAAACUAGCAGAAACUGCUCUACAAACUUCUUCCAGAUAUUAGCUUUAAACAUUCUAAUGUCAGUGAGAACUCAGGAGGUCUGGCAGCAUCUAUGGAGAGAAAGCAGAGUUAAUAUUUCAGGUCUAGUGACUCCUCUUACCUGACCUGAAACAUUAACUCUGCUUUGCCUUUAUAAAUGAUGCCAGACCAGCUGUGUUUUCCCAGCAAUUUCUGUUUUUGUUUCUGACUUCUAGCAUCCACUUUUUUUAUUUGAAUGUCUCUGUUUCAGUAGUAAAGAUAUUUAUGAGGCAACAUGACAGACAUUCAGGCUACAGUUUUGUCAGCAAUUGGCUAUUAGAAUAGAUUCCCUACAGUGUGGGAACAGGCCCUUCGGCCCAACAUGUCCACACCACCCCUUGAAGUAUCCCACACAGACCCAUCUCCCUAUAAUCCACACACCACUGAACACUAUGGGCAAUUUUGCACGGCCAAUCCAUCUAGCCUGCACAUCUUUGGACAGUGGGAGGAAACCAGAGCACCCAGAGGAAACCCAUACAGACACAGGGAGAAUGUGCAAACUCUGCACAGACAGUUGCCCGAGGCUGGAAUUGAAUCUGGGUCCCUGGCGCUGUGAGGCUGCAGUGCUAACCACUGAGCCACCGUGCCGCCCCUGAGUAUCUGACUAAAAAUUUUGCUUAAGCUUACAUACUGGCUAAUCAGUGCAAUCCAAGAGAACUUUAAACUAAUUAAGCAUUUACAUCUAAGCACUUCUAAAAUGCCUAUUAGUAGUUAUUAGCCUAUUAAUGUUCUUGGAGUUUGAAAAAAUCUUAAUUUUAGACUAUUCUCCAUGUCUAUAAACGUAAUUAAUUUGAUCAGGGGUCAUAAGAAAUAGGAACAGCACUAAGUCAUUCAACCUCUCGGGUCUACUUCACCAUUCACUAGGAUCAUGGCUGAUCUAACAUUCCUCAGGUCCACCUUCCUGCCCAAUUUCCACAAGUCUUGAUUCUCCUACUGAUCAAGAAUCUGUCUAUCUGUCUCAACCUGAAAUGCACGAGAAGUCUGCGCCCACAACUCUUUGAGGCAAGGAAUUCCAAAGACCACAGCCAUCUCAAGAGAGCUGUCUGCUCACUUACUUAAGCUAUGGAAUGUGAUCAAAAGUCAGUGGAUGGGGUCAUUUUGCAGCACGAUGCUUUCUUAAAUGUACACAAAAGAUCUGAGAAAUUAUGAUUUAUAUUGGAUGUAAUAUCUGCAGGAAAUUCUUCAAUCUCUUCCAUUUAUUGCCAGAUUUCUGACGAAUUCUAUAUUAAAACUGUGACUGCACUUCAAAAGAUUUUAAUUGACUGCAAAACAUGUUGACACCUCCAGUGGCUGUAAAAAUUACUGUCUAAAUGCAAAUCUUCUGUUAUCAAAAAAUCCAGAACAAUAUAAAGGAAAUUCUGGGAAAAUGAUUUGUUUUUUAAAUUGAUACAUUACUUGGGUCAGUGUCAAUGUCUACUCCCAUAAACAACCCUCAUUCUUGUUCUCCACGUGGCUGUGACAAGAUCACAAAGUCAAACUGAGAACUUGUGACUGGAUUCCAAAUUACUGGUGUAUGAAUUGCAGUCACAUGCCAUACCUGUUUGGAGUGGAGGGAUUGA